Molecule: messenger RNA, 3241 nt
Organism: Hippopotamus amphibius kiboko
Lineage: Eukaryota; Metazoa; Chordata; Mammalia; Artiodactyla; Hippopotamidae
Gene: ITGB3BP
Product: integrin subunit beta 3 binding protein
Exons: 9
Coding region: 109-654 (181 amino acids)
Biological process (GO): regulation of DNA-templated transcription; CENP-A containing chromatin assembly
Cellular component (GO): nucleoplasm
Source: RefSeq, a predicted model, not a curated record
CGCCCGCUCUUUUCAGGGCGAACUGUUUCCCCGCGAAGGUUCAAAGUUUUUGGCAGAGGUUGCUCAGGGGUUUUAUCCAGCGACAGGAGUGCGUCCCUGAAUGUCGAAAUGCCUGUUAAAAGAUCACUGAAAUUGGAUGAUCUGUUAAAAGCAAAUUCAUUUGAUUCUUCAAAAGUCACAAGCAAGAAAAGUGUUACAACCUAUUCUCCAACAACUGGAACAUGUCAGAUGAGCCCAUUUGCUUCUCCCACAAGCUCUAAAGAACAAGAGAACAAAAAUGGACUAUCAAAUGGAAAGAGGAAAAACUGGAAUCACCUCAGUAUAACUGAAAGAAAGGAAUCUACUACACCAGACAAUGAUGAAUUCAUGGUGUUGCUAUCUAAAGUUGAGAAAUCAUCAGAAGAAUUCAUGGAAAUAAUGCAGAGUUUAAGUAGUAUACAGGCUUUGGAGGGCAGCAGAGAGCUUGAAAAUCUCAUUGGUAUCUCCCAUGCCUCAUGUGUCUUAAAAAGAGAACUGCAGAAAACAAAAGAACUAAUGACAAAAGUAACAAAACAAAAACUAUUUGAAAAGAAGAAUUCAGGACUUCCCAACAAAGAAUUAUAUGAUCUGGACAGCCAUGAAUUCCUUAAAACCAUUUUAAACCAAGGCAUUUAGAAGAAAUGCACUCGCUAUGAAUGUCAACUUCUGUAUCUGUCUGAUCAUAUUUAAAGGAACAGAAGAAAUGUUUGUAAUUAAUCUGCCCAGUAAAUACCAGAUCAUAGCACAGGCAGGUGCGUGUCUAGAUAAAAUUUCUUGCAGCUAAUUUAAACUUUCUACACACACCAGUAGAUAAUCUCAAUGUAAAUAAUACAUUUCUUCUGGACCCUUUAAAGUAAGCCAACAUGUAGAAGAGGAUCUUGACUUAUAUCUGUAUCUCAUAUGCUUCUGUAGACUUUUAGUGUUUGUGGAUAGACUUAAUAAAGCAUUUAUAAAAGUGGCAUCAUUGGUAUUUUAAAACUCAGAUUAAAUCUCAUGGUGAGUGGAAUUGGGUACCAGUUUUCCAAUUUAAAGCCCCAGGUAUGUAUUAAUUAGAUUGUUUUGAAAGCUUUUAAAAUUUAUAAGUCUUUUUUAGCUACUACCUCAGGGAUGAGAUGAGUUUUUAUUAUAUUCUAGUUAUUCUUAUGCUUGAAGAGAAAAAAUAUUUUCAGUUUUAAAAUUUUCACAUCUUAUAUAAAGUAUUUGAAUGCAUUUUUCAGUAUAGACAUUUAAAUAUGAAGUUGUUUUUAAACUGAACUACAAGACUACUGAAUUUAAAGAAAAGACCUAUCUCAUGGGGCAAUAUGCUAUCCCCUCCAAACUAUUUUGAAGCAUUAGUUUAAAUUUUUAAUUUUCUAUAGUAUUGUUUUGUAUCAUCAUCUGUUUGUGCUAUCACAAAAUAAAGGGGAAGAGAAAUCACAGAGUGUGUUAUAAUUUGAUAACACAUUUUUUUUUUAAACUUCUAUACUUUGACCAUUUCCACAGGGGGGAAAAGUGCUAUUCCCUUGUAUAAUAUCUUAUACAAAUUACAUCUUGACAAAAUUUGUAUAAGAUAUUACCAUGUCAUUUAAUUCACUGUAUCAUGAAAACAAAAAUACUAUAUGAAAAAUUUGAAACAAAAUUUAACAAAUUAAGCUUCAAAUAACUAAUUUUCCAUUUAGAGAAAUUUCAGAUUCACCUCUUUUUUUUUGUUGUUGUUGUUGUGGCACACGGGCUUAGUUGUUGCUCCGCGGCAUGUGGGAUCUUCCUGGAGCAGGAAUCGAACCCAUGUCCCCUGCUUUGGCAGGCGGACUCCUAACCACUGCACCACCUAGGAAGCCCCAGAUUCACCUCUUAAAAUGAGUUAUUUUUUAAAAAUAAUUCAUUGAAAUGAUACUAAACAGUACCUCAAUUAAUAAAACUAAUUGCCUUCACUAGUGAUUUUAUUGGUACUAUUUAAAUAAGGUUUUUAAGAUAAUCUGCUAAAUAUUAAGGAUACUUUGUGAUACAGUCCUCAUAAUAGGACAUUACUUAAAAUAUACCAAAAAGGAUAAUUCCUUUGUGUUCUACCAUUGAAGACUAAACUUGGAAUGUAAGCCAAAACAUAUAAAGAAACCUACGUUAGUCAGGAAAUGAAGGGUUAAGGGCUUCAUAUGUAAUCCAAGUUAUGUAGCUGUGUGCUUAAUGCUAUUAAACCAGUUACUAUAUGUUUGACCUCUUGAUAUACUAAGCUUUUUGCCUUUCAGAACAGCUGGGUCGGCUAAGAAUCAUUUCCCAGUUCUCUUCAUUGUAUAUCAGAUGACUCUCGCUUUAUCACCUUUGGAGGCCACAUGAAGGACAAAGCAGAAAGAUCCACACAUAAAACUAAUGUUUACAUUGGGGGGGGGUUGGGUAGAAGGCGGGUAUACACUUGGCCCUGAUCUUCCAAUGAACAUAAGAGAAGAGAGGGACCAAUUGAGACUUGAAACCAUUGUGUUACUCCAACCAUUAUUUAGUUACAUCCUAUCCAUCUCUUACUCUUUUUCUAUUGAACAGAGAGGCUCCUUUGGCUGCCUUGACUUUUGUAAAUGUUUCACUCACUUUGCUGUGGUUUAUCAUUUGGACAGAAUGCUACAUCGGGGAUUUUUCUCCCCUCCCUAAGGCUUCAAGACAAAAUGACUUCUGUUGCCUCAUAUUUGAUACAUGAACAUAUACCUAUUCUCUUCAUUUUAAGAAGCAAACCUAAGUUUAUUGGCAACAGAGAAAACUGCAUUUUUCAGAAACAGCCCUUCCCUCUAAAAUGAACUUGAAAAUAACUUAGAAGAGAUCAUUUUUUGACAGGUAUAUUAGUGAAUAAAGUAAGAAGUCUUUAAUAUUUUUAUAUAAACCAAAUAUCUUAAUAUUAAAAUAUUCCUAUAAUCCUGAAUGUGGCUGAGAGAAAUGCUUUGGAAUUGGCAAUUUCUAUGAUCUUAAUUCAUCACUGGACAUUUUUAUUAUUUUGGUACUUAGUCUCUCAAAGUUCAAAGUGGACUCUUCUUAAACUGGUUUCUAAUAGAUAUAAGAGAUACCUGACUUAUGAGAUAAUUGCUACAACUCUCCAUUAAAGCUACAGUGUAACUCCAUAUGGCUAGAUUAAAUCAUCUGGAAAUGUAUUUUUAUUUAGAAUUUACCUGUAAGAUACCUUUGAAUAUGAGUGCAUUCUAUUUUACUAAUGUUUAAUACUUUCAUUUUCAAAUAAUGUUUCUCUAUUCCAACUAUUCAUCAUUGA